AUGGCACUGCUGAAACCCAGAUCACAAUCAACGUUGGAUUCUGUUCGCGGGGGCGUCCUUGGGAGCAUUAUGGUUUUGGUAAAAGAAAUGCUAGUCAGGGGGUUUGUCCGAGCGAAUAGAGAGAACUUAACUUAUCCUAUUGCAGUGACCAGCUUGGGAAGCAAUUAUGUGCUAGAUAAGAAACAUAGGUUGAGCUCAUGCCACCAACGUCUCCACGAAUACUUCCAAAUUGAGCCACGCGAUUGGCUGGGGGGGUUGGCUGGCGGCCCAUUAAUGUCCAUUCCUUGA
Morchella sextelata is the source of this 288-nucleotide messenger RNA. RefSeq lists its product as uncharacterized. The transcript is spliced from 6 exons. Lineage: Eukaryota; Fungi; Ascomycota; Pezizomycetes; Pezizales; Morchellaceae. The record is from RefSeq and is a predicted model, not a curated record. The coding region runs from base 1 to 288 and encodes 95 amino acids.